GUUCAACAUUCUCAUUAGAUUUUUUAAUAUAAAAUGUCAAAAUUGACGAAAUUUUUCGUUGGGAAUUUGCCGUGGACAGUUAGCAGCCGAGAACUCCGUAAAUACUUUGCAUCAUUCGGCCACGUUGCUACUGCAGACGUAUUGUUCGACCAUUCUACUGGUUUGUCAAAGGGCUACGGAUUCGUUCAGUUUUCUACAACAGGUGGAUACGAAAGCGUAUUAAACAAUGACAAACAUGAAUUAGACGGGCAAACAUUGGUUCUUAAAACAGCUGAUUUUCAAUAAUUGUCUCUUACAAGCAAAAUUCCUGUUUUUUUUAUAAUAGACCUAUUAGUAUAUAAUAUAGCUUAAGUAAUGGAUUUUAA
This is a messenger RNA of Acyrthosiphon pisum (pea aphid), 365 nucleotides long. Its product is annotated as SRA stem-loop-interacting RNA-binding protein, mitochondrial. Gene Ontology annotation, molecular function: RNA binding. Bases 34 to 285 code for a protein of 83 amino acids. The record is from RefSeq and is a predicted model, not a curated record. NCBI's taxonomy places the organism in Eukaryota, Metazoa, Arthropoda, Insecta, Hemiptera, Aphididae. The transcript has a single exon.